Molecule: messenger RNA, 2328 nt
Organism: Symbiodinium sp. CCMP2592
Lineage: Eukaryota; Dinophyceae; Suessiales; Symbiodiniaceae
Source: the annotation of a GenBank genome assembly
AUGCGGUCAGAAACGCCGCCCAGCUUCACCCCGCUGCCAGUUCAUGAGCCCCGAAACGAAGAGAACGAACGUGGUCAGGGCUUCUGUUGGCACCGGGUCUUCUGGCAGCUGGUCUUGCAUAUCUUCUGCGCCACCUUGGCAUUGUUAUCUUCAGCCACAGGUCGCCUGGAUGCCCAUGACGGCCUCUGCUGGGAGGUCUACGAGUUCUGGGUGCUGAUCAUGCUGCCGAUCUACUUUAUUCAAGCAGCUGGCCUUGUGGUCUGCCUUCCGAGCGACUGUGCGGUGCCCUCGCUGGGCUACCCAAUAAUUCAGGCGGUGCUGCCCAUCCUGGGGGAGCCUCUCGAUGUGUUCAAGGACUGGCUCUUCAUUGGGCUGGCGGUGGCCACGCAGUCGUACUUCGGCUACAUCUUGGCCACCUUGGGCGUGCUGGUGCUUUUCAUUUCCGGUGCCUACAUGCAAGCUUUCCACUCGCACGACCUUCUGAAGCAGCUGUCCCCGGUGCAAGCCAUCCUGCACCGGAAACUGAGUUUUCUGGAUGACCAGACCUCGCCUGCGAAGCUUGCUGUGGCACUUACGGAAGACCUGCCCCAAGCAUUGCUGCAGUCCCUUUUUGUUAUUGUGUAUGGCGGCUCCACAAUGCAGUUUCUCUUCAUCGGGGUGAGCUGCAUAAAAAUCAUCGCCUGCCUUGCUCUUCGAGCAGCCGUGCUCGAGGACGAGCAGCGACACGUGGAGGCCUGGGAGGCUGAGGCCUGCUUCCUGCAGCUGCGUCUUCGCCUCGUCCAGGCCAUCCUCAGUGAACGGCACUCGUGGGAGCUGGGACUAAAACAAAGUCUGGCACUCACAUUCGUACAGCUGGGCAGGUAUGAGGAGGCCUUACAGAUUCAACACGAGGUCUUGGCUGCUUGGACAGAGGCUCCGGGAGCAAGCCACCCGGACACGCUCUUAGCAAAAGCUAACGUUGCCAUGAUUCUGAUUAACCUGGAAAGGCAUGAGGAGGCGCUGCAGGUUGAACAGGAGUUCCUGCCUGCGUUUAUCGAGGCUUUUGGAGCAAGCCAUCCGCACACCCUCAAAGCGCAAUCAAACAUGGCAGCCAGUCUCAAGAGUCUGGGCAGGCAAGAGGAGGCGCUGCAGAUAGAACAAAAGGUCCUGGCUGCCUUCACUGAGAUUUUGGGCGCAAGCCACAUGGACACGCUCUCAAUGCAAGGAAACAUUGCUUGCGAUCUGAACCAAGUGGGCAAGCAUGAGGAAGCGCUGCAGAUGCAACAAGAGGUCCUGGCUGCUCGGGCUGAGGUUCUGGGAGCACAACACCCGCACACGAUCCAGGCGCAAGCAAACGUGGCAAUGACUUUCUUUAGUCUGGGCAGGCAUGAGGAGGCGCUGCAGAUGUACCAAGAGGCCCUGGCUGGUCGGACUGAGGUUUGGGGAGCACGUCACCCGGACACGCUCAGAGUGCAAGCAAACGUGGCAAUCACUCUCCAGAGGCUGGGCAGGUAUGAGGAAGCUCUGCAGAUGCAACAGGUGCUGGCUGCUUUGACUGAGGUUCUGGGAGCACGCCACCUGGACACGCUCCAAGUGCAAGGAAACAUGGCAAGCACCCUCAAGAGUCUGGGCAGGUUCGAGGAGGCGUUGCAGAUGGAGAAAGAGGUCCUGGCUGCUCGGACUGAGGCUCUGGGAGCACGCCACGCAGACACUCUCGCAGCGCAAGAAAUACUGACAGUCACUUUCCAACAACUGGGCAGACAUGACGAGGCGCUGCAGAUGGGGCAAGAGGUUAUUGUUGCUCGGACUGAGGCUCUUGGGGCACGCCACCCGGACACGCUCCAAGCGCAAGGAAUCAUGGCAAUGACUCUUUUCAGUCUGGGCAGGUUCGAGGAGGCGCUGCAAAUGGAGCAAGAGGUCCUGGCUGCUCGGACUGAGGCACUGGGAGCACGCCACCCGAAAACGCUCUUGGCACAAGGAAACAUGGCAGUCACUCUCAGGCGUAUGGGCAAGCGCGACGAGGCACUGCAGAUGAACCAAGAGGUCCUGGCUGCUCAGAUUGAGACCCUGGGAGCACGCCACUGGGCUACGCUCUUUUAUCAAGGAAACAUGGCAGAAUGCUUGCAUGACUUAGGCAGAACCGAGGAGGCAAUACGAGUUUGCCAGCACGUCCUGGAUGCCCAAGUAGAAGUGCUGGGCCCGGGCCAUGCCCAGACGCAGUCUAGCCAAAGCCAACUAGCUCGUCUUGUGGAAUGCCGAGAGCGGUCCGAGCCGGCAACACUCCUGAACCGAAAUCGCAGAGCGGGUAGUCCUGGAGGCGGCGCCGAGAAGAAGAGCACAGUCCAGUGA